UCACAUCCUGGUCGCUGUGUGUAAAGUUGCGGCGCUGCGGUCGACGUCCAGUGUCUUGUCAGUCACAGACACACCAUCAUUGUAAGUCUUCAUCACCUGAGUCAACGAGCAUCAUGAGGUACAGGGUGGUCACUACUUACCUCAUGUACCUGCUGUUGGUGCCAAGCCUGGCUCAACAGUUAACAGCUCGUGUGGUCGGUGGCACAGAGGAGGCGGGACGUCUGGAAAUCUUUUACAAUGGAACUUGGAACACAGUGUGUGGUGAGGGUUUUGAACAGGAAGAAGCUUUGGUAGCCUGCAGAAUGUUAGGAUUCAACAGCACAACAACAGUAGCCGUGGGGUCAGCCAUGUACGGACGAGGCUCUGGUCCUAUUCUGUUCAAUUACCUGCGGUGUGUGGGGCACGAAACCAGCCUGGCGCUGUGUAGACACUGGGGGCUCUACAAACACAACUGUGGACACUGGGAGGAUGUCGGCGUCGUGUGCAACUUUACUCAACAGUUAAAAGCUCGUGUGGUCAAUGGCACAACGGAGGCGGGACGUCUGGAAAUAUUUCACAACGGAAACUGGAACAGAGUGUGUGAUGACGGUUUUGGACAGGAAGAGGCUUUGGUAGCCUGCAGAAUGUUAGGAUUCAACAGCACAACAGCAGUAGCCGUGGGGUCAGCCAAGUACGGAGAAGGCUCUGGUCCCAGUCUGUUCUAUGACCUGCGGUGUGUGGGGCACGAAACCAGCCUGGCGCAGUGUCAACACUCGGGGCUCUACAGACACAGCUGUAGACACAGGAGCGUUGUCGGCGUCGCGUGCAACACUACUCAACAUUUAAAAGCUCGUGUGGUCGGUGGCACAGCGGAGGCGGGACGUCUGGAAAUCUUUUACGAUGGAACUUGGAACAAAGUGUGUCGUUACGGUUUUGGACAGAAAGAAGCUUUGGUAGCCUGCAGAAUGUUAGGAUUCAACAGUACAACAGCAGUAGCCGUGGGGUCAGCCAAGUACGGAUCAGGCUCUGGUCCUAUUCUGUUCGGUUACCUGCAGUGUGUGGGGAACGAAACCAGCCUGGCGCAGUGUAGAUACUUGGGGCUCUACAUACACAACUGUAGAUACUGGGAGGAUGUCGGCGUCGCGUGCAACAUUACUGAAAAGUUAAGAGCUCGUGUGGUCGGUGGCACAGCAGAGGCGGGACGUCUGGAAAUAUUUUACGAUGGAGAAUGGAACACAGUGUGUCGUGAGGGUUUUGGACAAGAAGAAGCUUUGGUAGCCUGCAGAAUGUUAGGAUUCAACAGCACAACAGCAGUAGCCGUGGGGUCAGCCAAGUACGGAGCAGGCUCUGGUCCUAUUCUGUUCAGUUACCUGAAGUGUGUGGGGAACGAAACCAGCCUGGCGCAGUGUCAACACCCGGGGCUCUACAUACACGACUGUACACACUGGCAGGAUGUCGGCGUCGUGUGCAACAUUACUUGGGGAGAAUGGGGGACCUGGUCAGCAUGCAGCGCCACCUGUGGAGAUGGAACUAGGUCAAGGCAGCGCACGUGCAGCGUAACACAAGCCUCAUGUCCAAGGGAGGCUACACAGACCGACACGUGUAACAUCACCGCGUGCUGUGUUCCUAGACAUGGACAGUGGAACAUCUGGGGCAGCUGGUCUUCAUGUUCUCGAUCUUGUAAUAAAGGAACACGUACAAGGUCAAGGACGUGCUCUGAACCCAACGCCUGUGGACGACCUUGUGAGGGAAACAAUGCUACAGAGAAACCCUGCAACGACUAUGUGUGUCCUGCUUGGGGAUCGUGGGGCAGCUGGACAUGCAGCGUCACCUGUGGAACAGGAACAAUGUCAAGGACGCGUACCUGUACUCCGCCAUCCGCCACGUGCUCAGGUGAUGCCAGUGACCAACAAGAGUGCCAGCGUCCGGCGUGUUGCGUUCCUCAAGAUGGACGGUGGAGCGACUGGGGCAGCUGGUCCUCAUGUUCUCUGUCUUGCGGUCAAGGAACACAUACAAGGUCAAGGACAUGCUCUGGUGCCAAUGCCUGUGGACGACCUUGUGAGGGAGACAGUUCUUCAAAUGAAUACUGCAACUUGUCUGCAUGUCCAGCUUGGGGAUCGUGGAGCAGCUGGACCUGCAGCGUCACCUGUGGAAGAGGAACAGAGUCAAGGACGCGCACCUGUACUCCGCCAGGCGCCACGUGUGCAGGUGACGCCAGUCAAGCACAAGAUUGUCAGAGACCAGAGUGUUGUGAUCCUAGACAUGGAGAGUGGAACGACUGGGGCAGCUGGUCUUCAUGUUCUGUGUCUUGUGGUCAAGGAACACGUGCAAGGUCAAGGACGUGUAAUGGACCUAACGCCUGUGGACGACCUUGUGAAGGAAACAGUUCUACAGUUGAAUACUGCAACCUGUCUGCGUGUCCAGCUUGGGGAUCGUGGAGCAGCUGGACAUGCAGCGUCACCUGUGGAACAGGAACAAUGUCAAGGACGCGUACCUGUACUCCGCCAUCCGCCACGUGCUCAGGUGAUGCCAGUGACCAACAAGAGUGCCAGGGUCCGGCGUGUUGCGUUCCUCAAGAUGGACGGUGGAACGACUGGGGCAGCUGGUCCUCAUGUUCUGUGUCUUGUGGUCAAGGAACACGUACAAGGUCAAGGACGUGUAAUGGACCUAACGCCUGUGGACGACCCUGUGAGGGAAACAAUUCUACAGAGGAAGUCUGCAACCUGUCUGCGUGUCCAGCUUGGGGAUCGUGGGGCAGCUGGACAUGCAGCGUCACCUGUGGAAGAGGAACAGAAUCAAGGACGCGCACCUGUACUCCGCCAGGCGCCACGUGUGCAGGUGACGCCAGUCAAGCACAAGAGUGUCAGAGACCAGAGUGUUGUGUUCCUCAAGAUGGACGGUGGAACGACUGGGGCAGCUGGUCCUCAUGUUCUGUGUCUUGUGGUCAAGGAACUCGUACAAGGUCAAGGACGUGUCAUGGAAUGAACGCCUGUGGACGACCCUGUGAGGGAAACAGUGCUACAGGGGAAUACUGCAACGAUUAUGUGUGUCCAGCUUGGGGAUCGUGGAGCAGCUGGACAUGCAGCGUCACCUGUGGAACAGGAACAAUGUCAAGGACGCGUACCUGUACUCCGCCAUCCGCCACGUGCUCAGGUGAUGCCAGUGACCAACAAGAGUGCCAGCGUCCGGCGUGUUGCGUUCCUCAAGAUGGACGGUGGAACGACUGGGGCAGCUGGUCUUCAUGUUCUGUGUCUUGUGGUCAAGGAACACGUACAAGGUCAAGGACGUGCUAUGGACCCAAUGCCUGUGGACGACCUUGUGAGGGAGACAGUUCUUCAAAUGAAUACUGCAACUUGUCUGCAUGUCCAGCUUGGGGAUCGUGGAGCAGCUGGACAUGCAGCGUCACCUGUGGAAGAGGAACAGAGUCAAGGACGCGUACCUGUACUCCGCCAGGCGCCAGGUGUGCAGGUGACGCCAGUCAAGCACAAGAUUGUCAGAGACCAGAGUGUUGUGUUCCUAGACACGGACAGUGGAACGACUGGGGCAGCUGGUCCUCAUGUUCUGUGUCUUGUGGUCAAGGAACACGUACGAGGUCAAGGACGUGUAAUGGACCUAACGCCUGUGGACGACCCUGUGAAGGAAACAGUUCUUCAGAGGAAUACUGCAACCUGUCUGCGUGUCCAGCUUGGGGAUCGUGGAGCAGCUGGACGUGCAGCGUCACCUGUGGAACAGGAACAAUGUCAAGGACGCGUACCUGUACUCCGCCAUCCGCCACGUGCUCAGGUGAUGCCAGUGACCAACAAGAGUGCCAGCGUCCGGCGUGUUGCGUUCCUCAAAAUGGUCAGUGGAACGACUGGGGCAGCUGGUCCUCAUGUUCUGUGUCUUGUGGUCAAGGAACACGUACAAGGUCAAGGACGUGUUAUGGACCUAACGCCUGUGGACGACCUUGUGAUGGAAACAGUUCUUCAGAGGAAUACUGCAACUUGUCUGAGUGUCCAGCUUGGGGAUCUUGGGGCAGCUGGACCUGCAGCGUCACCUGUGGAAGAGGAACAGAGUCAAGGACGCGUACCUGUACUCCGCCAGGUGCCACGUGUGCAGGUGACGCCAGUCAAGCACAAGAUUGUCAGAGACCAGACUGUUGCGUUCCUAGACAUGGAGAGUGGAACGACUGGGGCAGCUGGUCCUCAUGUUCUGUGUCUUGUGGUCAAGGAAAACGUAGAAGGUUAAGGACGUGUCACGGAAUGAAUGACUGUGGACGACCUUGUGAGGGAAACAACUUUCUAGAUGAACCUUGCGACCUUCAGGCCUGUCCAGGUUGUUGCCAAUGAUUUUAUUUUUAGUCUGAGUAUCAUGCAAAUGCCUAAAGGCCUAAUUAAAUUAAUUUUUACUAAUCACAUUUCACAGCGUGCAGGAGACGAGAUUUGAACACACGACAGCCAAUUGUCCCGGUAUUUGUGACGUGUGUUACCGGACCGUCCGGAGAAGAUUACUAAAGUAUUAGUGACCUUCACGUGCAACAUACAAACAAUACCCAGGGUACAGUCAGCGCACUUUCUCACUGACAGAUGUUGUGAGAGUAUAAAUCCGCCUUAUGUGCAGUAUUGGCAAGACAAUCCUGGCAAGCCAGUCUCUCUUACUUGAACAUGACUAUCAGGAGUCGCGCUUACUAUAAAUAGAUCGGUUCGCGGUUAAUUUGAGCAAUAAUGCAUAAUUUGAAUGCUUCGAC
Pomacea canaliculata is the source of this 4705-nucleotide messenger RNA. Its product is annotated as A disintegrin and metalloproteinase with thrombospondin motifs adt-1-like. Bases 114 to 4307 code for a protein of 1397 amino acids. The record is from RefSeq and is a predicted model, not a curated record. Gene Ontology annotation, cellular component: membrane. NCBI's taxonomy places the organism in Eukaryota, Metazoa, Mollusca, Gastropoda, Architaenioglossa, Ampullariidae. The transcript is spliced from 27 exons.